UCCCUCUCCCAUCCGCUCCGCCCGGCUUGGCACCCCGGAAGCCGUAGAGAGGAGGGCCGUGACUGGGCUCAGCCCCGCGCUGCCCCCAGGCGGCCAGGAGGGGAUGGCCCAGGGGAGCAGAGGGCGGGAAGUGGCUUCUGCUACCAGGUCUGUAGGCUGGUCCCCGCCCCCACGCCCCGACAUGGAGAGCCUCCUCCGGAGUGUGCAAAGGGACCUGAACAUAGACGCACGGCAGCUGGCCCCGGCCCCCGUGGGCUCCCACGUGGUGGCCCUAGUGCCCGUGCGGUGGCUGGCCAGCCUCCGAGAGCGCCGGCUACCCCAGGGACCCUGCCCCCGGGCCGAGGGCCUGGGUGAGACGGAAAUCAGAACUCUUCUGCAGCGCUCAGUGCAGAGGCUGCCCCCGGGCUGGACGCGCGUGGAGGUGCACGGGCUCCGAAAACGGAGGCUUUCCUACCCCCUGGGCGGGGAUCUGCCCUUUGAGGAGGGGUCCUGCUGCUCUGAGACCCUCACUCGCUUCAUGCAGGAUGUGGUUGCCCAGAAUUGUCGCAACUUGUGGCGCCAUGCAUACCACACUUAUGGACGGCCCUAUAGCCAUAGCCCUGCCCCCUCAGCUGCCCCUGCCCUAGACUUAGUUAGGCAGGCUUUGCAAAAGGUCUAUGGUUGCACCUUCAUGCCAGUGGGUGAAGCUACUCAAUGCCCAUCAUAUGCCAGAGAGGCACCAUGUCCCCCUGGAGGUAGUCCGACCUGCCCUAGUCUUUUACGAGCGGAAGCCCUGCUGGAGUCACCAGAGAUGCUGUAUGUAGUACAUCCUUAUGUCCAGUUCUCCCUGCAUGAUGUGGUCACCUUCAGUCCUGCCAAGCUGACCAACAGCCAAGCUAAGGUGCUUUUCAUUCUGUUCCGUGUGCUGCGGGCCAUGGAUGCCUGUCACCGCCAGGGGCUGGCCUGCGGAGCCCUGUCUUUGCACCACAUCGCUGUGGAUGAGAAGCUUUGCAGUGAGCUCCGAUUGGACUUGGGUGCUUAUGAGAGGCCAGAGGAUGAUGAGGGCCAAGAGACCUCUGUAGCAGGGGAUGGAACAGGCACGAAGCCUGUAGAGGAGCAGAGAGCGGGGCCUGGGUGUCCCGUCUGCAAGGAAGAACUUAGAAACCUUGUCCUAGACUGGGUCCAUGGCCGCAUCAGCAACUUCUACUACCUCAUGCAGCUGAAUCGGCUGGCAGGCCGGCGACAAGGAGAUCCUAACUAUCACCCAGUGCUGCCCUGGGUGGUGGACUUUACCACACCCCACGGCCGCUUUCGAGACCUGCGGAAGUCCAAGUUCCGCCUCAAUAAGGGGGAUAAGCAGUUGGACUUUACGUAUGAGAUGACACGGCAGGCGUUUGUAGCAGGGGGUGCAGGCGGUGGGGAGCCACCUCAUGUGCCCCAUCACAUCUCAGACGUGCUCUCCGACAUCACCUACUAUGUGUACAAAGCUCGGCGCACACCCCGGUCGGUGCUCUGCGGUCAUGUCCGGGCACAGUGGGAGCCCCAUGAAUACCCCGCCAGCAUGGAGCGCAUGCAAAACUGGACCCCGGAUGAGUGCAUCCCCGAGUUCUACACUGACCCCUCUAUCUUCUGUUCCAUCCACCCGGACAUGCCUGAUCUGGAUGUACCGGCAUGGUGCAGCUCUAACGAGGAGUUUGUGGCCGCCCACCGGGCGCUGUUGGAGAGCCGAGAGGUGUCCCAGGACCUGCAUCACUGGAUUGACCUCACCUUCGGCUACAAGCUUCAGGGCAAAGAGGCUGUGAAGGAGAAAAACGUGUGUCUCCACCUGGUAGAUGCCCACACCCACCUGACCAGCUAUGGCGUAGUGCAGCUCUUUGACCAGCCGCACCCUCAGCGGCUGGCUGGUACAUCUACCCUUACCCCUGAACCUCCCCUCAUACCCAAGCUGUUUGUCCAGCCCAUCCAGGAAACCACAGGCCAGGAGGACUUCCCAGGACAGCUGACAAAUGGGAUGGGAAGGAUGGUUUUGGAGGCCACUCCAUGUGAGGCUGGUUGGACGAGGGACAGGCCUGCGAUGGGGGAGGAUGACUUGGAGCAGGCCACGGAAGCUCUGGAUUCUAUCUCCCUCACGGGGAAAGUGAGUGACCAGCCAGGUUCCGUCUCCAGCCAAGUGACCCCUGGCCUCCUGCCUUUCUCAGUUCCCUCAUCCUCUCGCGCAGGCCGCAGGAGCAAAGCCGGGACUGACCCUGGGGAGAGUGAAGAGGGAAAGAUCCUUCUCCCAGAAGGCUUCAAUCCCAUGCAGGCGCUGGAGGAGCUGGAGAAACUGGGCAAUUUCUUGACCAAAGGCCUGGGUGGCCACCUGGAGAUGCCUGAGCAGCUCCAAGUCCAGCUGCCUGUGCAGCUGCAGGCCCUCUUUCAUCGGGACAUGCAGGCACUCGGGGUGCUGUUGGCUGAGAUGGUCUUUGCCACCAGGGUCCGGACGUUGCAGCCUGAUGCACCUUUGUGGGUACGUUUUGAGGCCGUGCGAGGACUUUGCACACGCCACCUCAAAGAGGUCCCUGUGUCUCUGCAGCCUGUUUUGAAUUUGUUGCUGCAACUGAGCGGACCCCAAGGCCCUGUAGUUGGGGAGAAGAGCCAGCUGGAUCCACUAUUUGAGUACCAACCCGUGUCCCGGGGACUGCCCCCACCCUGCCCGGCCCAGUUGCUUAGCCCGUUCAGCUCCAUUGUUCCUUUCCCUCCGUACUUCCCUGCACUGCACAAGUUCAUCCUCCUGUACCAGGCACGGCGCGUGGAGGACGAGGCCCAGGGGCGUGAGCUGGUGUUUGCCCUGUGGCAGCAGCUGGGUGCAGUGCUGAGUGACAUUACCCCUGAGGGCCUUGAGAUCCUGCUGCCUUUUGUGCUGUCCCUCAUGUCCGAGGAGCACACGGCUGUGUACACGGCCUGGUACCUGUUUGAACCUGUUGCCAAGGCCCUAGGCCCCAAAAAUGCCAACAAGUACUUGCUGAAGCCUCUCAUAGGGGCCUAUGAGAGCCCCUGCUGGCUCCAUGGCCGCUUCUACCUGUACACAGAUUGCUUUGUGGCCCAGCUUAUGGUGCGGCUGGGCCUGCAGGCCUUUCUGGUCCACCUGCUGCCACAUGUCCUGCAGGUGCUGGCUGGGGCCGAGGCCUCCCAGGAGGAAAGCAAGGGCUUGGCGGGGGCUGCCGAGGAUGAGGAGAGGGGGCUGCCGGGGGCUGGGCCAGGUGCCUGUUCCUUUGAGGAGGAGAUUCAGAUGGAUGGUGAGCCGCCUGCCUCCUCGGGCCUUGGGCUGCCAGACUACACAUCCGGUGUCAGCUUCCAUGAUCAGGCCGACCUCCCUGAGACCGAGGACUUCCAGGCCGGGCUCUAUGUGGCUGAGUCUCCGCAGCCCCAGGAGGCAGAGGCUGUGAGCCUGGGUCGGCUGAGUGACAAGAGCAGCACCAGCGAGACCUCCCUGGGCGAGGAGCAGGCUGCUGAUGAGGCAGGGGCCCCUGUGGACAAGAGCAGCCUUCAGUCAGGGGACAGCAGUCAGGACUUGAAACAGAGUGAGGGCUCGGAGGAGGAGGAAGAGGAGGAAGACGGCUGUGUGGUGUUGGAGGAGGAGGGGGUGGAGCAGGACGAGGUCAACGGGGCAUCUGAGCUCACCCUGUCCGACACGGUGCUGUCCAUGGAUACGGUGGUGGCCAGCGGCGGGAGAGAUGGGGAGGAAGAGGAGGAGCCAUUGGCUGAGCAGUCCGAGGGCAAAGAACAGAAGAUCCUACUUGACACAGCCUGCAAGAUGGUCCGCUGGCUGUCCGCCAAGCUCGGCCCAACCGUGGCCUCCCGCCACGUGGCCCGGAACCUGCUCCGCCUGUUGACUUCUUGUUACGUUGGGCCCACUAGGCAGCAGUUUACGGUGAGCAGUGGCGAGAGUCCUCCACUGAGUGCUGGCAACAUCUAUCAGAAGAGGCCAGUGCUGGGUGAUGUCGUGUCUGCCCCUGUGCUCAGCUGCCUCCUCCACAUCGCCCACCUGUACGGGGAGCCUGUUCUCACCUACCAGUACCUGCCCUACAUCAGCUACCUGGUGGCCCCUAGCAGCACUUCAGGCCCCAGCCGACUGAAUAGCCGCAAGGAAGCCGGGCUGCUGGCAGCGGUGACGCUGACCCAGAAGAUUAUUGUGUACCUCUCGGACACCACCCUGAUGGACAUCCUGCCCCGUAUCAGCCAUGAGAUCCUGCUGCCUGUGCUCAGCUUCCUUACUUCCCUCGUCACGGGGUUCCCAAGUGGUGCGCAGGCCCGGACUGUUUUGUGUGUGAAGACCAUCAGCCUCAUUGCCCUGAUCUGCCUGCGCAUUGGGCAGGAGAUGGUCCAGCAGCACCUGAGCGAGCCCGUGGCCACCUUCUUUCAAGUCUUCUCCCAGCUGCAUGAGCUUCAGCAUCAGGAUCUGAAGCUGGAUCCUACGGGUCGUGGUGAGGGCCAGCUGCCAGAAGUGGCCUUCUCUGAUGGGCAGCAGCGGCCAGUGGACCCCGGCCUGCUGGAUGAGCUGCAGAAGGUGUUCACCUUGGAAAUGGCGUACACAAUCUAUGUGCCUUUCUCCUGCCUUCUGGGUGACAUCAUCCGGAAGAUCGUUCCCAACCACGAGCUAGUUGGGGAGCUGGCGGGACUGUAUUUGGAGAGCAUCAGCCCCAGCACUCAGAGCCCUGCCAGCGUGGAGCCUGCCGUGCCCACCUCUGGCCCUGAUUGGGACCCCCAUUGCGGGGGUAGUCUUCAGGAUGAUGGUCACUCAGGGACCUUUGGGAGUGUCCUGAUUGGGAAUCGAAUCCAGAUCCCCACAGACUCUCAGCUUGAGAGCCCUGGCCUGCUGGGCUCCAUCCCGGGGGUGGGUGGCAGGGGCCUGAGUGGAGGCAGUGAGGACCACGCCCUGAAGCGGGAGUUGCCACGCAGCGUACACGGGCUGAGCGGGAACUGGCUGGCGUACUGGCAGUACGAGAUUGGCGUGAGCCAGCAGGACGCCCACUUCCACUUCCACCAGAUCCGCCUGCAGAGCUUCCCUGGCCACUCGGGGGCUGUCAAGUGUGUGGCGCCCUUGAGCAGUGAGGACUUCUUCCUGAGUGGCAGCAAGGACCGGACAGUGCGCCUCUGGCCACUCUACAACUACGGGGACGGGACCAGCGAAACAGCCCCACGCCUGGUCUAUGCCCAGCACCGCAAGAGUGUCUUCUACGUGGGCCAGCUUGAGGCCCCACAGUACGUGGUGAGCUGUGACGGGGCCGUGCACAUCUGGGACCCCUUCACAGGGAAGCCCCUUCGCACAGUGGAGCCGUCAGACAGUCGGGUGCCGCUGACCGCCGUGGCCGUCAUGCCUGCCCCACACACCAGUAUCACCAUGGCCAGCUCCGACUCUACCCUGCGCUUUGUGGACUGCAGGAAGCCUGGCCUGCAGCAUGAGUUCCGCCUGGGUGGUGGGCUAAAUCCGGGCCUUGUCCGCUCCCUGGCCGUCAGCCCCAGCGGCCGCAGCGUCGUGGCUGGCUUCUCUUCGGGCUUCAUGGUGCUCCUGGACACCCGCACGGGCCUGGUUCUGCGGGGCUGGCCAGCCCAUGAGGGGGACAUCCUGCAGAUCAAGGCGGUUGAAGGCAGCAUCCUGGUCAGCUCCUCCUCUGACCAUUCCCUGACCGUCUGGAAGGAGCUGGAGCAGAAGCCCACGCAUCACUACAAGUCGGCAUCCGACCCCAUCCACACCUUUGACCUGUACGGCAGCGAGGUGGUCACUGGCACAGUGGCCAACAAGAUCGGUGUCUGCUCCCUGCUUGAGCCUCCCUCUCAGGCCACCACCAAACUCAGCUCCGAGAACUUCCGAGGCACCCUGACCAGCCUGGCCUUGCUGCCCACCAAGCGCCACCUCUUGCUGGGCUCGGACAAUGGGGUUAUCCGCCUGCUGGCAUAA
Molecule: messenger RNA, 5917 nt
Organism: Elephantulus edwardii (Cape elephant shrew)
Lineage: Eukaryota; Metazoa; Chordata; Mammalia; Macroscelidea; Macroscelididae
Gene: WDR81
Product: WD repeat domain 81
Exons: 10
Coding region: 104-5917 (1937 amino acids)
Biological process (GO): aggrephagy
Cellular component (GO): mitochondrion
Molecular function (GO): phosphatidylinositol 3-kinase regulator activity; protein binding
Source: RefSeq, a predicted model, not a curated record